AUGGCAGUCCUGUAAGACUGUGUCACAAGCAGAGGAUAUGGACCGACAUACUCCUUUGCAUCCGUUACCUGAAGAAAUACAAAAGAGCCACUGUAACUAGGAUCAGACUUCAUGAAGGAAAAAAAGGAGGAUUAGGAUAAAUAAAGGCUGGUGUAGCAACCCUGGAGCCAGCUUUUCAGCAGCAUUAUCAAAGUGUGGUUUAAAAGGCAUAACGUUUAGAUGUCCCGGGAUCAGACAGUGUGUAAAUAUUGUGGAGUGAGUUAUUUGAUUCUUCAUGAAUUUACAGUGCUGGAAGAGAAAGUAAAAGCAUUGGAAGAGAAGGUGAAGUUUUAUGAAGGAAGCAUUGAAAGGGAGAAAGCACUGCAAGAAAAACUUCAGCACCUAAGUCGAGAAUUGGAACAGUGCACAGCAGCUAGUGAAUCAAAAACAGAAAGAAUAAAAACCUUAUCGCUCGAGACUGAAAGUAAGCAAGCUGCAAUACAAAAUCUAAAAGAACAGUUGAAAUGUCUCCAGAAAGAGAAGGAAAUUUCACACAAACAGUCCCAGCUCUUACAGAAAAGAUUAGAACAACAUUCGUUCUUCUUGAAGAAAGUGUUUGAUAUUCUUCGUUUUGUCAGAAAAGAGCAAAAUGGCAUUAAAGAAAGGAUAUUUGGCUUUUUCAAACAAUGGAUUGCCCUGAAAGGAGAUAUUUGUUCACAACUAGAAAACAUUAAUAUAUCAGGAUUGGCAGAAUUAAACAGUAUGAACCAAAGCUUAGGUGAAUGCCGACAGCAAAAUAUGGUUCUGCAAGAGGAAGUACAACGAUUAAGACUGAUGUCAGAUGCAGCUGAACUGGAAGCCCAGAAACUUGAGUCUUCUCUGUUACGAGAGAGAGACUUACAAAACAGAUUCCAUGAAUUACAAAAGAAAACAAAAGAUUUAACAAGUCAAGUAGAGACAAUGGAACUCAAGUUCCAGAAAUCUGCUGCUGAAAUGAGCCAUUAUAAAGAACUAUCCAUGAAAAAGACAAAAGAAGUUGAAAACCAUCAAAGCGAACUCCAAAAAUUGUCAUCUGAAAUUGGAAAAGCUGAAUCCAGGUUUAAUCAUGCUCUGACGGAACGAGAACAAUCUUUGCAUGCCUGCCAACAAGUAUGCCGACGUUUACAGGAAGAAGUAAUUGAGAAAGAGAGGAAAGAAGAAGAUCUUAAAAAACAAGCCCAGUAUUUGGAGAGUGAACUGGAAACAAUUAAGAGUCUUCUCAAGCAGCGAGAGGAAGAAGUGGUAAUGCUUAAGCAAGAAAGGGAGUCUGUGCUGAUUUCACAUCAGAGCAGAUUGGAGCAGCUGCAGGAAACAUUAAGGCAGAAGGUGCUGAAUGAAAAGAGCUGGCAGGAAAAGGUCGAAGCUGAGAGGGCACAAGAACAAGCCUAUCAAAAAGAACAAAUUCAGAGACUCAAAGAAGAGGCCAGAAUUGAAUUAGACAUUGAGAAACAAAAGCAUCAGGAAUUAAUUGUGAAAUAUCAGAAAGAUCAGGAUGAGCUGUUACACACAAAGAUACCUCUGCUGAUAUCCAGUGCUACCCAUAGCCUGAAGACGGAAAUUGAGGCACUUGAAGAGAAGCUCCAGGUAGCCCAAACCAAGCUUACAGAGAAGAAUGAAAAAAGAGAACAAAAAUGGCAAAGUGUUAAAAACCAAGUUGCGGAGCUUGAAAUACAGUUGAAAGAAGAACAGAACACACACCAUUCAAUAACAGAAGAAAUGAGACAAGAAAUAAAAAAGAAGUCUUAUGAGCUGGACAGACUGACUGAUGAACAAACACAGUUGAUUCAGAACUUGAAUCAAGUUCAAGAGGAGAAUGCUCUUCUCCAGGACACAGUGCGCAGGGAGUGUGAGGAACGCUAUGAGCUCACUGAAGCUUUAGCUCAAGCCAGAGAACAAGUUGUGGAGCUAAAAAAACUCAGUGGAAACUUCCCGUUGUCACACUGUUCUCUUAGUCAGGGCAGCCUAACCUCUUCCACCCCGUCGGUCAGCAAUCAUGGGCAGAAAAGCCCAAGCUGUGGGAAAGGAAUAACACACUCAGGCCUUUGUAGGAUUUCAAGAGCCACUAAAGCACCGAUUUGCAGUAAGUUCAAAAGCAGCAUGGACACAAGCUUACCUGCUUUGCCAGCUCUACAAUCCCCAGGUGGUCGAGUGGCUUCCCUAGAUGAAUCCAGAAGGAAGAGGAUCACCGCGGUUAUAAAAAGACAGCUGAGUGAACUGUGAUGAGUGAAGGGCCACAUUCUUUUGAUAAACGAGGGUAGCCAAAGAAAACCAUUGGCACAAGUCAAACGUUAGCCAAUAUUAUUUUCUGCCAAGCCACAGUUUUAUAGAAGUAACAUCAAAUUAUGCUUAAAAGUCAUUUUAUAAAAGAACACUCAAAUGUUUAUGUUCCAGAAUGUAAUCAUGAAUCAGCAUUUUCCUCAAUAAAUGUUGGUGAUUUAGGUCUA
Messenger RNA from Pogona vitticeps (central bearded dragon), 2462 nucleotides. The record is from RefSeq and is a predicted model, not a curated record. NCBI's taxonomy places the organism in Eukaryota, Metazoa, Chordata, Lepidosauria, Squamata, Agamidae.